This is a messenger RNA of Trichoplusia ni (cabbage looper), 2282 nucleotides long. RefSeq names its product facilitated trehalose transporter Tret1-2 homolog. Lineage: Eukaryota; Metazoa; Arthropoda; Insecta; Lepidoptera; Noctuidae. Gene Ontology annotation, cellular component: membrane. The transcript is spliced from 5 exons. Gene Ontology annotation, biological process: transmembrane transport. The record is from RefSeq and is a predicted model, not a curated record. The coding region runs from base 664 to 2190 and encodes 508 amino acids. Gene Ontology annotation, molecular function: transmembrane transporter activity.
CGUAUUUCUUAUUGAACAUAUGUCUUUUAAAUUGUACAAAGAGAAAAUCAAAGUUACAAAAUACUGAUAAGCUAUUUAUAUAUUUCGAUUCUCGGUUCGCACUUUAUGCGUGCGUGCGUUCGGACGUUCGUCAGUUACAGUUGAGAACGUCGCGUAAAUGAGUUCGUACCUUAAUUAGUCAGUGCAAUCCGAUUCAGUGAUACUCUCAUAACGACUUCGAUCGUAGUGUCAACUGCGACCGGUCUCCCAUUUAAUAAACAUGAAAUAUAAAGUGUGACAACUGGUUACUGAAAAGUGAUUGUCUAGUCCUAGUCUAUUAGAAUUAAGCAAAAAUCUGUGGGAAAAUGGUGAUUGAUAAACCUUUAGUGAUUUACAUAAUAUGUGGUUCGGUUACGCUUUGAAAAUUGGCCAUUUCAAACCGUGUAUUUUGCAUUACAAUUGGCUAUAAUGUAGGAAGUAUUUUUUAAAACCAUUAAAGGUUCAGAAAUAGUUUAACAUGUGUAAAUUGGAACACGUCGCUUGCCCGUUGCCGCGUCGAGCAAUCUUAUAGCAUUCGUCUUGUUUCGUUCGAAAACAAAAUAUACAAAUACCGUUAAUACAUACUUUAUAAAUUACCAUAGUUCUCAAUUGGCUGCUAAUUAAAAACUCAACAAUAUAAUCAAAAUGGGGAAGAUCAGUAAAUGCUGCGCAAAAACUGAUGACAACGGUGACUGUCCGGCACACGAAAGACUUUCAAGGAAAUAUUUUUUUAGACAGUUUUACGUAUGCACCGUAUGUACGUCGAUUUAUUUUGUCCUGGGAUUAUGUUUCGGAGCGCCAACCGUCUUCAUCCCGCAACUAAGGAAAGAAGCGAAUUUAACAGAGCCCUUAACAGAUGAUAUGGCGUCGUGGUUGUCGUCCGUUCUUGGCUACAGUUCGAUGCCAUGGGUGAUCAUACUACCAAUUCUCACACAGUACAUCGGAAGAAAAAUCCCUUUUCUAAUUGUGACUGUAUUAACAAUAGUGAGCUUCAUCGUCUUCUACUGCAGUACUACAGCCAUGCACCUGCUGAUCAGCGAAAUCUUACAAGGAGUAACAUUGGCCAGUAAUAUGACCGUCUUAAUCGUCAUUAUUACUGAAUACUCAUCACCUCGCUAUAGAGGCGUUUUCAUGAUGAUCGAAUCGUCCAUUUUCUUCUGGGGAGUAUGGAUUGCGAACGUCACUGGAACCUUUAGCCAUUGGAGAAAUAUUGCCAUAAUUGCCUUUGUGUGCUGCUUGUAUGCCAUGACAGCUGUCAUCAUGCCCGAGUCUCCGUCUUGGCUAGCAAUCAAUGGACGAUUUGACGAGUGCGCAGUCGCCCAUCAUUGGUUAAAAGGAUUUGACAAAGAAUCAGAAGCAGAACUCGAAAAUCUUAUUAAAUCUCAAAAGGAGUAUCUAAGACAAUGCGCUGAGCGUGAAUCAUCAACUUCUUGGUACAAACUUAGAAUCGUUAAAGAAACUGUUACCGCCAAAGGAUUUUAUCAACCACUUCUACUUUCCAUGGGCGUUAUGUCAUUAUAUCAUUUUUCUGGCAAAUUAGUUUGUUCGAUGUACGCCGUCGAUUUAAUAAAACAAAUAACUUCGAGCGAGUCCGCAGCAUAUAUUGGCAUGCUUAUUUUAGACGCUGUAACGAUCCUUGGUAUGCAAAUUGGUUGCGUACUGUCGAAGAUAUUAAAUAGACGGACAUUAUUACUGUCGUCAUCCGUUUUAGGGAUUAUAUUUUUGUUUGUUAUAUCUUUAUACCUUUAUCUGAUCAAUUUGCAAUUGAUAUCUGAAAGUAAGAUUAUUUCCAUUGUGUUACUGACUUCGUUCUCCGUAGCGAUCACGUGUGGUCCUAUGAUAAUGCCGUCUACUAUAUUCGGUGAGAUAAUAUUUUUGAGGUACAAGAGCUGUUCGUUACUUAUCCUUACAUUGUUUUCUGAAUUGUUGAUGGCGACAGUUCUCAAACUAGCGCCUCAUUUGUUCAAAGCUCUUUCGUUGCACGGCGCUUUCUUAUUCUACGGUAUAUCAGCUUCUAUCUUCGCAUUUUUACUUUACAAAUACUUACCGGAGACCAAAGAUAAAACUCUGCAACAAAUUGAGAAUUAUUUCAAAGAGACACAUGAAACUGUAGAAGAAGCGGCUGAAGCGUUUAUUAAUGAGAAACCGGAUAAUGAUGAUCCGAAAUGUUAGAAGAUUUUUAUGUGUUCGUUAUUAUAUUUAAUUGCAUUUACUGUGUAAAUAAUUCGAGUAAUUUAAGUAAUAAUAAAUAUUUUUAAGCAUUG